Messenger RNA from Stegastes partitus (bicolor damselfish), 3236 nucleotides. RefSeq names its product protein-O-mannosyltransferase 2 (gene pomt2). The coding region runs from base 483 to 2645 and encodes 720 amino acids. Gene Ontology annotation, molecular function: dolichyl-phosphate-mannose-protein mannosyltransferase activity. Gene Ontology annotation, biological process: protein O-linked glycosylation via mannose. The record is from RefSeq and is a predicted model, not a curated record. NCBI's taxonomy places the organism in Eukaryota, Metazoa, Chordata, Actinopteri, Pomacentridae. Gene Ontology annotation, cellular component: endoplasmic reticulum; membrane. The transcript has 20 exons.
UCGUCCACAUCGCAUGGAUGUAUGAGAUGGGAAUACAUCUCCCAGACGCCUGAGCGGCUCGUAUGUGUUUGUAUGAGCUGCUGUGAAGUGCUGCUCAUGUAAAUGUUUAAUUAAUCGGUCAUUUGAGGAGACGGGCAGCGUUAGCAUCUCGUUAGCUAAUGAUAUUGUUUUGAAUGCCGCCAUUGGACGACUGGACACUCGGCUAGGAAGCAGGGAGCAGAAAUGCGUACGUUGUUGGUGAACAUUUCUGAGUAGCUUGGCGAAAAUGUGACUUCAUAUGAUGCGUGGUGCGUUUUUAAGAAGGAAAGGUUUGACAUUCACUGUCAGUGUCGCCUCUUCUGAUGCACAGUGUUAGGAGUUGGUACAUUUUCUAGCAUCUAUGCUAAAGGCUGCCCCCCAUCAUCUACACACAGGCUAACCAAGUUACCCACCUGCCCUGGAAGGGAGUCUGGUUCUCUUAUUAUUAUAGGUUUAAUUUCCUCAUGGCAAAAGAAGAAUGUGUGUCACAGAGGAACAAAACAGGGGACUCCUCAUUACUGCGAAACAGGAAACAUAUUCCCACCUCAGAGAAGACCUUCCAGACCCCAUUCCCUUCUGCACCAAAGGGCAAAAGCAGCCAACCUGCUGGACACUCGUCAGAAGAUGACAGCCAGUCCUCCAAUGGCUCCUCAGCUCAGUUAUCUACCAGGAGGCACGAUGAGUCUCCGGUCAGAGUGCUGCUGGUGCUGGUGGUGGGACUGUCCUUCUCUACACGCCUCUACAAGAUAACAGAGCCUCCUCAUGUGUGCUGGGAUGAGACACACUUUGGGAAGAUGGGCAGCUACUACAUCAACAGGACCUUCUUUUUUGAUGUCCAUCCUCCUCUCGGAAAAAUGCUGAUCGGUCUGGCCGGUUACAUGACUGGCUACGAUGGCACCUUUCCUUUCUUAAAGCCUGGAGACAAAUAUGAACAGCACAACUACUGGGGGAUGAGAGGGUACAUCCUGUUAGACCCCAUCCUCCUGUUCUUCAUCAUGGCAGCAGUGCUGAGUAUGGUCAAGUUCAACCAGCAGAGGUACAGGCCCUUCUCUGCCUCCUGGUGGUUGUGGCUGGUACUGACCGGUGUCAGCCUGGCGGGGGCUUUGGGAGUGAAGUUUGUGGGUCUGUUUGUCAUCUUGCUGGUUGGGCUGAACACAGUCUGGGACCUCUGGAGACUUCUGGGAGACCUGAGCCUCUCACUGGUGGACUUUGCCAAGCACUUCCUGGCUCGAGUUGUCGGACUCAUCGUCCUUCCGCUCUUCCUCUAUGUUACAAUAUUUGCCGUGCACUUUGUUGUGUUGAACAAAAGUGGACCCGGAGACGGUUUCUUCAGUUCUGCCUUCCAGUCCCGCUUAAUGGGGAACAACCUCCACAACGCAUCCAUGCCUGAGUACCUGGCUUAUGGCUCCACCAUUACAGUGAAAAACCUCCGGAUUGCUGGAGGCUAUUUACACUCUCACUGGCACUUAUACCCAGAAGGAGUGGGAGCACGGCAGCAGCAGGUUACAGCCUACCUCCAUAAAGACUACAACAACUUAUGGCUGGUUCACAGACAAGAUGAUAACAACUCUCAAUCCGGGACGCCUGAUCUGGUUCGUCAUGGUGACGUCAUCCGAUUGGAGCAUAAAGAAACAACCCGUAACCUUCACAGUCACCUCCAUGAGGCUCCUGUGACCAAGAAACACUUCCAGGUUACAGGCUACGGCAUCAAUGGCUCGGGGGACACCAACGACCUGUGGCAGGUGGAGGUGUGUGGAGGUCGGAAAGGCGACCUGGUGAAAGUGCUGCGAAGCAAAGUUCGUUUUCUGCACCGAGCGACCGGAUGUGUGCUUUACUCCUCUGGAAAGACUCUCCCAAAGUGGGGCUGGGAGCAGGUCGAGGUGACCUGUAGUCCCUACUUGAAGGAGACUCCAAGCUCUCAGUGGAACAUCGAGGAUCAUAUCAAUCCCAAAUUGCCCAACAUUAGUCUCUCUGUGCUGAAGCCCCAUUUUCUGGAAAUCUUACUGGAGUCCCACAUUGUGAUGCUAAGAGGUAAUAGUGGCUUGAAACCCAAAGACAAUGAGAUGAACUCCAAGCCUUGGCACUGGCCCAUCAACUACCAGGGCCUGAGGUUUUCAGGAGUGAAUGAAACAGAAUAUCGUGUUUACCUGCUGGGAAACCCUGUGGUUUGGUGGAUGAAUCUGGCCAGUUUGGGUUUGUAUCUCAUCAUGGUGGCGGUGGCGUCCAUCACCAUCCAAAGAGGUUUCUCACUGGGCAUAAAAAGAAUAGAGCAAUCCCGUGUGCUCAUGAGAGGAGGAGGACUGCUGCUGCUUGGUUGGCUGCUUCACUACGCACCUUUCUACACAAUGGGCCGAGUCCUCUACUAUCAUCACUACUUCCCCGCAAUGCUCUUUAGCAGCAUGCUAACAGGAAUCACGUUGGACCUCCUGUUGAACAGUACUGACCUCCUACUCCAACCACCGUAUUGUGACUGGCUGCAGAGAGUCAUGCAGAUGCUAUUUCUGUUUAGUGUUCUUUACAGUUUCUACCUGUUCCAUCCACUGUCCUAUGGCAUGACGGGUCCUCUGGCACACGAGCCGGGCAGCGCCAUGGCGGGCCUGAAGUGGAUGGACUCCUGGGAGUUCUAGUCAGCUGAAGAUGACACUGAUGAUGUCAUGUAGAGCAACUGUUCUUAAUAUAAGGGACUUGAGAUGUGUGGACUUGAAGUGUUUGAACAAUUUCCACAAGGUACUGUCUCAGUGUUUGUGUGCCGGCGUUUUCACAUGUUGUAGUCUGUCAUGUAUAAAGAAUGCUUGAUAAGACAGGACCUGAAUCAAAGUGUUGUGAAGCGUACGAGAAAAAAAAAAAAAAAAGAAAGCUCUAGACUUUAACUAUCGCCGGGCUGCCUUAACUCACAACACAACUUCCUUCCUGGACUUAGUGUGUACUGUAUUUCACAAUAAUAAGCUAAAGUGCCUGAAAUGAACUGGAGAAAGAAAAUGUGGAGAAAUGCUGCAUGUCACUUAUUGUGAAUUAAAAAAACAAAAAUCUCUCAUGUAGUCACAAGCUAUCAGAGACGGUAUUUUCAUUAGCGAUUGUCCUGAUCCUAGUGAUGGUAUUUUAGUAUUGUACGUAGCCAUUAGUGCUGUCCGGUAAUGGCGUCCGUUUUUACACUACACAAUGGUUACUGACUCUGUGUUUACAUUUCAGUGUGAUCAAUAAACAAUAAUAUUCUUGUA